CCCGGAGCCACUUUCCCCGUGUAUUAAAGCAAGAUGGCAGCUGUUGUUGAGAAUGUUGUCAAACUGCUGGGAGAGCAGUACUACAGGGAUGCCAUGGAGCAAUGUCAUAACUACAAUGCCAGGCUGUGUGCUGAGAGGAGCGUCCGAAUGCCGUUCCUUGACUCUCAAACCGGUGUGGCUCAGAGCAACUGCUACAUUUGGAUGGAAAAGAGACACAGAGGACCAGGCAUGGCUCCAGGGCAGCUCUACACCUACCCAUCCAGGAGGUGGAGGAAGAAACGGCGAUCUCAUCCUCCAGAGGACCCCCGGCUUAUCUUCCCUCCUGUCAAGUCAGAGGUGGACGUUGGACUGAAGAAGGAUGCUCUGUUGUCAGCGGAUGGCAGCAGCCUGGAGGCCCUGCUGAAGAGCGACUCCUUGGAAAAACGGACCACAACAGAGCUCCGUGGGUCUGAGGAGGAUUCAAACCAGAGCGACUACACCGGAGGCCUCAACCCAGCUGCUCGGAUCAGAAAGAGAAUCCUCGAGCCAGAUGACUUCCUGGAUGACCUGGAUGAUGAAGACUAUGAGGAAGACACGCCUAAAAGAAGAGGCAAAGGGAAGGGGAAGGGUCGAGGAGUGGGCAGUACCCGGAAGAAGCUGGAUACAGCAGCUCUGGAGGACAGAGACAAGCCGUACGCCUGUGACAACACUAUCAAACAAAAGCAUAUUUCAAAAUCUUCUGAAAGAGUCUGUGGGAAACGCUACAAGAACCGUCCUGGCCUGAGCUACCACUACGCCCACUCCCACCUGGCUGAGGAGGAGGGCGAGGAGAAGGAAGAGAUGGAGAUCAGCGAGCCUGCCCUGCCGCUGCCCGAGGAGCCUAAAACUCCAAAGAAAGGCCCAGACGGUCUCGCAUUGCCGAAUAAUUACUGUGACUUCUGCCUGGGAGACUCCAAAACCAAUCACAAGACUGGCCAGUCAGAAGAGCUGGUGUCCUGCUCUGACUGUGGACGCUCAGGCCACCCCUCCUGCCUGCAGUUCACUCCCGCAAUGAUGGCCGCUGUGAAGACGUACCGCUGGCAGUGCAUAGAGUGCAAAUGCUGCAACAUGUGCGGCACCUCGGAGAAUGACGAUCAGCUUCUGUUCUGUGACGACUGUGACAGAGGCUAUCACAUGUAUUGUCUCAACCCACCCAUGUCUGAACCACCAGAGGGGAGCUGGAGCUGUCAUCUAUGUCUGGACCUGUUGAAAGACAAGGCAUCCAUAUACCAGAACCAGAACGCCCCACCAUCGUGAUGGCCGCUUCCCCCUGCACACACUCAUGGCCGAACCGUCCCGUAGCAGUAUGGUUUACCCUUCAAGAUAGAUGAUUAACUCCCCUGAUGAGCCGACCGCGGAGGGAGUGUGUUCAGAAACAGACAAUAAAUUGUGAAAAGGGAAUUAUCCCUUACCAAACUGGCCUCAUUUAGCUGCAAAUAUGACUGUUGCACAGUUCCAAGCUCAGAUUUAGACCCCAUAGAUUUUUAUUUUCACCUCUUAGCCACAUAGCCAAUUUGAGCAGUACUAAAUUUCAACAAGACACACAGCAGAAAUAGCCAAAAUCUGACUUCCUUCUUAUGUUUUUUACACAUGCGCCUACACAAAGUUGCUAAAAUCUUGUCUAUCCUGCAAUGUACUGAUUUUAUGACUAGAGCAGAAAUAGAGCUUGGAAUCAAGUAGCAUGCCUAUGCUUGCUCAUCGUAAACAAAAGAGACAUUUUAUAAUAUUUAUAUAUUUCUAUGGUAUAUAAUAGUGUUAAGUAUGUACAAAUUGGAAAGAAGAUUGGUUAUGUAAUGGUCUUUUUAUUAGUGCCCAUCUCAUCAUUGUGGAGAAAUCCACUACCACAUUUUCUUUUAUGGCACUGCUGAUAUUUGGUGAAUCACUUGAUAAGAGUCAAAAGGAUCUGCUGAGACUGUAAAUGAUUUCCCAUCUCAUCCACUGCCACUGGCACACACUGAAAACAAAACAGGAACUAUGAACAGAAACCCCGACAUGCUCGUCAAAGUGGCUCCAAAGGCUGAAGGACUUCAGGGGCGGCAGGUUAGCCUCGACUCUAGUUGUUCCCUCUUUUGUGCUGCAUGGAGCUCAAGGGGAUGCAUAAUGUGCAUGUUUCAUUCAGACCUUGGAGCCUUUUUGACAGAACUGUCGGUUUUCCGCUCUCUUCUGACGACUGCAUAGACACAAUUCAGACAUGAUGCUGACGCUUGUGAUAAUGUCAUGAUGAUUAUUCCAAUCAAAUUAAACACAAAUCCUUCUUGCGUUAUCAGCUAGAUAAAGGGAUAAAAAGCCUUCAUCACUGUGUUCUAGCAGUUUACUGAUCGUGCACCCUAUCCAAUAUCUGUUGAUGUUGUGACCACUAGAUUAUUUUAAUGUAAUUGAGGACUAUGCGACCUUGCAGAUGGUCACUCGCUGACAAUGUUAAAGCAAUAUAAGAGCUCCUGUAGGAUGCUGGGAUGAUGGAGACUGGCCCACUGUAGGCUCUGUUGGCAGAUAAUAUUUGAUACUGUAAAUUUUCUUUCUGGGAAAAUGCUAUUACAGAUAGAGGACUGUGGCCGCAUUAGGGAUGGCUCCAUAUUGUAAAAAAGAGAUUAUAAUGUGUGUAUGUAUAGUCCUAUGGAGAAGCAGCGCUUUUUGUUACUGCUUUCGUAGUUUCAUUAUGCAAUGGUUUCCCUCUGUGGCAAGGCUGAAAGAAAAAGUCACUUUACCUCAAACAGAAACAGUAUUUAAAGGGUUUCACUCAUGCUGUUAGAUGGGACAAAGGCAGCGGGAUGAAUAGUAAUGACAGCUGCAGUGUCUGCUUCAAUAACUGCAUAUUCUACAGGUAAACAAGUGCAUGCUCAGUAAGUGUUUGCACUCUCAUAUGCUACGUAGUCGUCUCAGCGUUAGGUCGGCAAAGGUGUCGGGAAAUGGUGUAAUAUAAAUUAACCAUGCUAUCAUGUCGUUUCAAUAGCCAACUAACAAUUACUAAAGCAUUACACGAGUAUAACUUGGUUUAUUUUCUCAUCACGUUUAAACUUAGUUAUUUAGAGACUGUGGCUACUAGAAUAUUUUGCUGGUUUUUGUAUUCAUGGAUGAUGCUUGCGUACCUGAUGUGUGGGGACAUUUUGGGAAUUAAGUGGAGGUUGCUUUCUAGCUAAUCCUGUGAUCCAGGUCUCACCCGAGCCACUCUCUUCCAAAGCUCGAAACAUGACGCAAAGCCUGUAAUGUGAUUAAGAGGCAAAUUGUGGAGCUGCAUCUUCAACACUGAAUGGUUAAGUAAUGGUGGACCCAGUGUGCACUCAGAGGACAACCAUGAAGAAGAAGGAAGUCCACCUGAGGGUUGCAACGGUAUGAGAUUUUCAUGCUACAAUGACCGUCUCAGAAAACAUAAUGGUAUAUGCUAUUACCCAAUGAUUAUAAUCAGUUACAGUGACCCUGAAAGGAAUGAAAACAGGUUUUUCAUAAAUUAAUAUGUUCUGACAGACAUGAAACCUGAAACCAAAGCAUGUUAGUUUACAUUUUAGUACUAAAGCAUUUUAAAUGAACCACUAAAUGAAAAAUAACAUCUGGUUUGAGCUUUUAAAAUAAUGUCCUAUGAUUAGAUUAGGUAGAAUUCAAUAUAUAUAUAUAUAUAUAUAACACUAACAUGGUAGAUUUCAGAUUGCAAAUAAGGUGUGAUAACUUUCAGUUUUCAGACUAUGGCAUACCAUGAGACCGCUGCAACCCCAGCCCACCUGUUGUCAUAUUAGCAUUAUGUAUAUUUUUUUCAAUAUCAGAUUAGGGUCUUCUGGUCUCAAGCUUUGGGAGAGAAUCUUUCACGACAUGUUUAAACCGAGGUCAUAGGUUUACAUAGUAGGUGAAUUCUCUUGUGGUGGACUUUCAUUUGGAUUGUGAUGGAAUGCUUUAUUGUACGAAAUUUGUCUUCAGGAAAAUAAAAUACUAGGCACUAUA
Molecule: messenger RNA, 3948 nt
Organism: Chelmon rostratus (copperband butterflyfish)
Lineage: Eukaryota; Metazoa; Chordata; Actinopteri; Chaetodontiformes; Chaetodontidae
Gene: dpf2
Product: D4, zinc and double PHD fingers family 2
Exons: 12
Coding region: 34-1275 (413 amino acids)
Biological process (GO): nervous system development
Cellular component (GO): nBAF complex
Source: RefSeq, a predicted model, not a curated record